Arabidopsis thaliana (thale cress) is the source of this 488-nucleotide messenger RNA. RefSeq names its product Plant thionin family protein. Bases 28 to 276 code for a protein of 82 amino acids. Lineage: Eukaryota; Viridiplantae; Streptophyta; Magnoliopsida; Brassicales; Brassicaceae. The record is from RefSeq and is marked reviewed. The transcript has 2 exons.
AAAAACCAAAAUUUAAAAGAAGAAGAGAUGGCGAUGAUGAAGGUAAUGUUGAUGGUGGUGAUGAUGAUGGUCUUGGUUGGAACCAUAAUAGUAAUAGGUGAAGAGUCACAUGCGGAUUGUUUGAAACGGUGUCAGCAACUGUGCGUUGAUAAGCCUUUGGAUAAGAAUUGCGUCCGCCAAUGCGUCUUUUUUAAUUGCGGUCCUCCUGCUCUUCCUACCAAUGUUCAUCAUUCUAACAGGAUGAAGGCUCCACAAAAUCAUGGAAUUAGAGGAUAGAUUAUUAUUGAUUUUUAGACCAAAAACAUAUAGCUUUUAAAGAUUAAAAUGAUAUAGAGUUUUUGUUCGUAAGUCAUAAAACACUUGGAUGUUUAGAUGUGUUCUUGGCAUGUUUGUUUCUACAGAUUUUUUUUUAAUACAUGAAUUCACAGUUCAGUUCGGCGGAUUUUCAGUUUGAGUUUAUAAACAAAAUUAAAUUGAUCAGAUGAAAA